Molecule: messenger RNA, 783 nt
Organism: Kwoniella botswanensis
Lineage: Eukaryota; Fungi; Basidiomycota; Tremellomycetes; Tremellales; Cryptococcaceae
Exons: 4
Coding region: 1-783 (260 amino acids)
Source: RefSeq, a predicted model, not a curated record
AUGGUCGAAUACCUUCCAGACGAGCACGACGUAGCUUAUUACCCGGAGGAUAAUGAUCUCAAUCCUCGAGUGAGAGAUACGAUAGAGACUCUUCAAUCCCACCGAUCGCGGGAGACCCAGCCCCUCUCAAGGUUGUCUCCUGAUGAGCGGUUAGCUCAGGCGAUCAACGAAGCUAAUCGGAAAUCAACAACUGAUAAUUACUCUAUUCAGGGAUAUGGGAAUUGCGGAUGUACAGAAUUAGUCCAUUCUUUACCUCAUGAUACCAAGGCACUUAAGGAUGCUAGAAAGUAUUUGGGAAGUUUUACUUGUGGCACCAAAGGGCAUCAAGCUAAUUUCCCUCUAUCUCGGGUAACGUUAUACAGUCCCUCCGCGGACGAACUUACUUCUACACUCAGAGCAUUGGUGCUGGACGAGUCUCAUCGUGUAGUGGACGUACGAAAUUAUGAUGAUGUGGAGAAGGAUGAAAAGAGAGAUUUUAGGAUUUCAGAUCAGACUAUUGCAAGUGAUAAAGCUAACGACAUUACGCUGUACGAAGUGGCUUCCCACGUCUUACCGAUAUACGGGCACAGUGACUGUUCGGCGGUAAUUAGCAGGUACGAUCCAUGCGGUUGUCAUCUGAUCACUACGGUAGCUCAAGAAGCUCCGCGAAGUAAGAGGGAUGAUAGGCCUACCAGGUCUUGGAAGAAAGCUGUAUUGUCGGGCAUUGAUUCCACCUGUCCAAUGAAGGUCAGCCCCACACUAUCAUUGAUGACCAGCUUGGUGCUGGACAUGAGGGUAUCCUAA